AUCACAAAACCCUAAACCCUUUAGAUUCGAAGACAGAGAGACCUGAAAGCUUACUCCUUUCGAUCUUCUGUGACUAUUAAUCUCAGUCUGGGAGAGAACCCAGUUGAAUUGGGCACUGAGAGAAUCAGAAAGUAACCUCAUUUGCCGGAGAACGGGGAAGUAGAGACGAGGAAGACGGCGAGGUUAAGAACCAUGCCUCAUCGUCCAUUUCGCUUUCUACAAUGCGUUUCACAAAACGAAUAAGCCUCCUCUUGGGGCAGACGACCAAGAUUCAUAGUCGUUCUCUAUUGGGAAAUCCAUCUUUACACAGGGCUUUUACCGUUGGUCCGGUUUCUAACUCGCCGGCGUUUCUGAUUUCGAGUCGCAGUGGUGAUGGUGUCACGGGAUUGUUCUACCCAAGACAUCGUCGUUUCAUUGGUCACACUGCGGAACAGUUCUCCGAUGAUGAAUACGAGUGUGAAUUCGAGGAACAUAAGGCUUCAUCUUCUGUGGCCAAUGUUGAUGAGUGGAAGUGGAAGUUAAGUAUUCUGUUGGCCAAUGGUAGCGAACAAGAAAUUGUUUCCAGAGACAAAAGGGAUCGAAGGGAUUAUGAGCAGAUUUCAAAUCUUGCCAAGAGAAUGGGACUGUACAGUGAAAUUUACGGGAAAGUGGUGGUUGCAAGCAAGGUUCCUCUUCCCAACUACCGGCCAGAUUUGGAUGAUAAGCGACCACAACGGGAGGUGGUACUUCCUUUGAGUUUGCAAAGAAGGGUAGAGGGACUUCUCCAGGAACACCUUGAUAGACAGCAGCUACUCUCAGGAAAGGCUAAUGAAGGUGUAGCUGAUUCUCAACCUCCUAAACAGACUGAAGAACUUCCUGAUGAGAGUUCUGAUUCGUUUCUCGAUGGUUCUGUUAUGGAAAAGGUACUUCAGAGGAGGAGUAUGCGGAUGCGCAAUAUGCAGAGAGCCUGGCAGGAAUCCCCUGUGGGAAGGACGAUGCUGGAAUUCCGGAAAUCUUUGCCUUCAUUUAAGGACAAAGAAAGACUUCUUCAAGCUAUUGCUCGAAACCAGGUAAUAGUUGUAUCUGGGGAGACUGGAUGUGGUAAGACAACUCAACUUCCACAAUACAUUUUGGAAUCAGAGAUAGAAUCUGGUCGAGGAGCAUUCUGCAACAUCAUUUGUACACAACCUAGGAGAAUAUCUGCCAUGGCAGUUUCAGAAAGAGUGUCAGCUGAGAGAGGAGAACCUCUUGGUGAAACGGUUGGGUUUAAAGUUCGGCUAGAAGGUAUGAGAGGGAAAAAUACCCAUCUUCUAUUUUGUACAAGUGGUAUCCUACUUAGACGUCUGCUUAGUGAUCGCAAUUUGAAUGGUGUAACACAUGUAUUUGUUGAUGAAAUCCAUGAAAGGGGCAUGAAUGAAGAUUUCUUAAUUAUAGUGUUAAAGGAGCUUCUUCCACGGCGUCCAGAUCUGAGAUUGAUUCUCAUGAGUGCCACUUUAAAUGCUGAACUCUUUUCUAAUUAUUAUGGAGGGGCACCAACCAUUCACAUUCCUGGCUUCACACAUCCAGUGAAGGCACAUUUUUUGGAGGAUGUACUCGAAAUAACGGGAUAUAAGUUGACCUCUUUCAACCAAGUUGAUGACUAUGGUCAAGAAAAGACGUGGAAAACGCAAAAACAGUUAAUGCCUCGCAAAAGAAAAAACCAGAUCACUACUCUUGUUGAGGAUGCUCUCACCAAGUCAAAUUUUGAAAGCUAUAACUCUAGGACACGUGAUUCACUUUCGUCUUGGAUGCCUGACUGCAUAGGAUUUAAUCUCAUUGAGGCUGUUCUCUGUCACAUCUGCCGAAAAGAACGUCCAGGUGCUGUAUUAGUAUUUUUGACAGGAUGGGAUGAUAUCAGAUCCCUGAGCGACCAAAUCAAAGCCCAUCCUCUCUUGGGGGAUCCCAAUAGGGUCUUACUAUUGAUGUGCCACGGCUCAAUGGCAACUGCUGAACAGAGACUCAUUUUUGAGAGAGCACCUCCUAAUAUUCGAAAAAUUGUUCUUGCUACAAACAUGGCAGAAGCUAGUAUUACAAUAAACGAUGUAGUUUUUGUGGUUGACUGUGGCAAAGCAAAAGAAACCACCUACGAUGCUUUGAACAAUACACCUUGUUUGCUACCCUCCUGGAUUUCUCAAGCUUCUGCUCGACAGAGAAGAGGAAGAGCUGGGCGUCUGCUUCCCGGAGAAUGCUAUCACUUGUACCCCAGAUGCGUCUAUGAUGCUUUUGCGGAGUAUCAACUACCUGAACUUCUGAGAACUCCUUUAAACUCUCUUUGCCUGCAAAUUAAAAGUCUUCAGGUUGAUAGCAUUGCAGAAUUCUUGUCAGCUGCACUUCAGGCUCCGGAGUCUUUGGCUGUUCAAAAUGCUAUUGGAUUCCUGAAAAUGAUUGGAGCACUGGAUGAAAAGGAAAAUCUAACGGAUCUUGGAAAACUCUUAUCGAUUCUCCCCGUUGAUCCCAAGCUGGGGAAAAUGCUGAUAAUGGGUGCCAUCUUCCGCUGCUUUGAUCCGAUCCUGACAAUUGUAUCAGGGCUCAGUGUCAGAGACCCUUUCCUUCUACCUCAAGACAAAAAGGACUUAGCUUUAUCAGCCAAGUUGAGAUUCUCCGCCAAAGACUACAGUGACCAUAUGCAUGAUGAUUCAGCUCUCAACAACAAGCUAAGUCACAACCAGUCCCUGGUUCGUGCUAUCAUUUGCUCUGGCCUAUUCCCCGGAAUAGCAUCUGUUGUGCACAGAGAGACUUCCAUGUCAUUUAAAACAAUGGAUGAUGGCCAAGUAUCACUAUACGCGAAUUCUGUUAAUUCACGGUUCCCAACAAUUCCGUACCCUUGGCUAGUCUUUGGAGAGAAAGUAAAGGUCAAUGCUGUGCUCAUACGGGACUCCACUGGUGUCCCUGAUUCCAGUUUGAUCCUUUUUGGUGGUGCACUGAGCACUGGAGUACAGGUGGGACAUCUUAAAAUGCUUGACGGGUACAUUGAUUUCUUCAUGGAUCCGAAUUUGGCUGAUUCCUACGUAAAGCUGAAGGAAGAACUAGAUAAGCUUCUUCAAAGAAAGCUUGAAGAUCCAAGCAUGGACAUACACAAAGAAGGAAAGUACCUCAUGCUUGCAGUUCAAGAGCUCGUUGCUGGAGACCAAUGCGAAGGUAGAUUUGUCUUUGGCCGUGACACAAAGAGGCCAAGCCAACCGCAAAUAGGAGAGAACAAACACUCCAAAGACGGGACAAACCCAAAGAGUCUCCUUCAGACACUUUUGAUGAGAGCGGGACACUCGCCUCCGAAGUACAAGACAAAACAUCUAAAGACAAACGAAUUUAGAGCACUUGUGGAGUUUAAAGGGAUGCAGUUCGUUGGUAAACCUCAGAGGAACAAAACGCUGGCUGAGAAAGAUGCAGCUGUUGAGGCCUUAGCUUGGUUGACUCAUACCUCUGAUAAUAGUAGUACAGGCCAGCACAAUGAGGAUGCAGAUUCACCACCUGAUGUAACUGAUAACAUGCUGAAACUCCUGGGAGGACGGCGUAGGCGGUCCAAGGGAAAAUAAUUGAAUCUCUCUCUGUAGGUUUUUUUUGUGUAUUUGUUGUGCCUUUGGACGAUCUCAGAUCCCAAAGUGAUAGUAGUAUACAUACUUAGGAGACAAAACAAUAGUAUAGGGUUUAUUAACAUAAAAAUCCGGAAUUUCAGGGGAUUUUGAAGUAUUUUUAAAAAUAAUUGGAGCAUUUAUCAU
Camelina sativa (false flax) is the source of this 3734-nucleotide messenger RNA. NCBI's taxonomy places the organism in Eukaryota, Viridiplantae, Streptophyta, Magnoliopsida, Brassicales, Brassicaceae. The record is from RefSeq and is a predicted model, not a curated record.